GGGAGCGAGCCCAGGGAGCCGGGGCGGCCCUGAGGGAGGGGCAGGAGCGAGCCGAGGGAACCAGGGCGGCCCUGAGGGGAAAGGCGGGAGCGAGCCGGGGCUGCCCCUGAGGGCGGUUCUGAGGGGCUGGGACAGGCUGGAGCGAGUUUGGGAGCCGGGGCUGGGGACUGAGGGGAUGCGGGAGCCUCGAGGUCGAGCUGGGAGCAGCGCUGAGGGGGAGCCCGGCCAGGGCUGAGCUUCGUUAGAGCCCUGCGUGGUGCGGCUGGGUGAACAGGGGUGUUAGGUUCCCUCUCAGUGAGGUAAAACCGAGGGGAUUUGGGCCUGUGGAGGAAAGGCUGAAAAAGUGGCUGGGGCGUCUCAUGGAAGGCAAGUGGGAAGAAUCUGCCCUCUGUUAGGAGUGUGUGGCCUGAGGGUGGUGAAGAUACAUGGUGAAUUUUUCUGUUCCUCUGUCCAGGAAGAACGAGAAGAGGCUGUCUUGCUGUACCUAAACCGUAGUCCUGCAUAAAUGCAUGUGUGAACCAUCAUGGUCUUCCAUAACCUCUUCCAGGCACAGCCCCGGGUCCAUUUCUCAGAUCGCCUCGUUUCGUGUGGUCGCCUCCCAGCACCCGGGGUGCUGAGGUGGGGAACGUGGCUAGGUCCUGGUUCCAUAUUCCAGUAUGCAGAGUUGCUACUGAGGAAAUGCAAAGCACCAGUGUGAGGGACUGUCCCACAUAUUGGACUAGCAAGUGCAGCUGCAGCGCCAAGCAACUUCUGAAGAGCUUUCUUCUGCUGUCCUGUUAAUGCACUGUGUGUCUUCAUGUGCUGAUAGUCUGUAAGAACAGGAUCCAUUAGGAAUUUUUAGCACAUUGAGAUACAACAAUGGUGGUCCAUAUGCUAUUCUGGUGGAUUCUAAAAGGGCUUUUUCUGUCUUUUCUGCUCAAAACUACUCUGUCCCUAAACCCAGAUGAUCCAAACGUUUGUAGUCAUUGGGAAAGCUACGCUGUGACAGUACAGGAAUCUUAUGCUCAUCCUUUUGAUCAGAUCUAUUAUACAAGAUGUACUGACAUACUGAACUGGUUCAAGUGCACUAGACAUAGAAUAAGUUAUAAAACAGCAUAUCGAAGAGGACUAAGAACUAUGUAUCGGCGAAGAUCUCAGUGCUGCCCUGGAUAUUACGAAAGUGGAGACUACUGUAUACCACUUUGCACAGAGGAGUGCGUGCAUGGAAGAUGCGUUUCUCCUGACACUUGUCAUUGCGAACCAGGGUGGGGAGGUACUGAUUGCUCUAGUGGCUGCGACAGCGAUCACUGGGGACCCCACUGCAGCAACCGCUGCCAGUGUCGGAACGAGGCCCUCUGCAACCCCAUCACGGGGGCCUGCGUCUGCGCGGACGGGUACCGCGGCUGGCGCUGCGAGGAGCUCUGCGACCCCGGGAGCUACGGGAAGGGCUGCCAGUUUACAUGCCAGUGUCACAACGGAGCUACCUGCGACCAUAAAACGGGAGAAUGUCACUGCGCUCCUGGAUACACAGGGGUAUUCUGUGAAGAGCGCUGUCCCCCCGGCAGUCACGGAGCUCAGUGCGAACUGCGCUGCCCCUGCCAGAACGGGGGCGUCUGCCACCACAUCACCGGGGAGUGCUCCUGCCCGCCUGGAUGGAUGGGGCUGGUGUGUGCACAGCCAUGUCCUCCUGGAACGUUUGGAAUUAACUGCAGCCAGGAUUGUCCAUGCCACAACGGAGGACACUGUGACCCUGUGACAGGAAAAUGCCUCUGUACAGCUGGGUAUAUGGGAGACAGGUGUCAAGAGGAGUGUCCUAUUGGGACAUACGGCUUUCAGUGCACUCAAAGAUGUGACUGCCAAAACGGUGCAAAGUGCUACCACGUAAAUGGAGCGUGUAUGUGUGACCCUGGAUUUAAAGGGAUUUAUUGUCAGGAAAGAAUGUGUCCAGAAGGGUUCUAUGGCCUCAAAUGUGACAAGAGAUGUCCUUGCAAUAUUACCAACACUCUCAGUUGCCAUCCCCUGUCUGGAGAAUGUAGCUGCAAAGCUGGCUGGGCUGGACUCUAUUGCAACGAGACGUGUCCCCCUGGAUACUACGGCGAAGGCUGCCAGCUGAGCUGCCUUUGCCAGAACGGUGCAGACUGUGACAGCAUUACAGGGAAGUGUACCUGCGCACCAGGAUACAUGGGAGAUGACUGCUCCAUUAUCUGCAAGGCAGGAACCUAUGGUACCAAUUGCUCAUCUGUCUGUGACUGCAAAAAUGAUGGUGCAUGUUCCCAUGUGGAUGGUCUGUGCAUUUGCAAAGAAGGGUGGCAAGGAGUUGAUUGCUCUAUUCCAUGUUCAAGUGGAAGCUGGGGUCUUAACUGUAACCAGACGUGUUAUUGCACAAAUGGAGCAGCCUGCAGGCCAGCCGAUGGCUUUUGUCUCUGCUCCCCGGGAUGGCAAGGAGAGUACUGUGACCAGCCGUGUCCGGAUGGAACAUAUGGUCUUAAUUGCAGUGAACGUUGUGAUUGUAGUCACGCAGAUGGAUGUGAUCCUGUCACCGGUUACUGCUGCUGUCUUGCUGGAUGGACAGGCAUCCACUGUGACAACAUGUGCACCCAAGGACGCUGGGGACCCAACUGCUCCAUCUCCUGUAACUGUGAGAAUGGGGGAUCCUGCUCGCCAGAGGACGGGAGCUGUGACUGUGCGCCCGGAUACCGAGGACCCAUGUGCCAGAGAAUUUGCCCACCUGGCUUUUACGGGCACCACUGCAGCCAGGCGUGCCCUCAGUGCGUGCACAGCGGUGGGCCGUGCCACCACGUGUCGGGACGCUGCGACUGCUUGCCUGGCUUCUCCGGCCCUCUCUGCAGCCAAGUGUGUCCCAGUGCCAAGUACGGGAAGAACUGUGCUGAGGACUGUCAGUGCACCGAGAACGGGACGUGCAACCCUAUUGACGGAUCGUGUCAGUGUUUCCCAGGCUGGAUAGGCAAGGACUGCUCGCAGACUUGUCCCACUGGCUUUUGGGGUCCUGAUUGCUUUCAUUCAUGCAACUGCCACAACGGAGCAAUGUGCAGCCCUUACGAUGGAGAAUGCAGAUGUACUCAUGGUUGGACUGGGCUCUACUGCACUCAGCGUUGCCCGGCAGCUUUUUAUGGAAAAAACUGUGCCAAUGUUUGUCAGUGUCAGAACGGAGCAGACUGCGACCACAUCACGGGGCAAUGCACAUGCAGGACGGGAUUUACAGGCAAACAGUGCGAGCAAAAGUGCUCACCAGGAACAUUUGGUUAUGGUUGCAAACAACUAUGUGAAUGCAUGAAUAACGCUACAUGUGACCAUGUCACAGGUACUUGCUACUGCAGUCCAGGCUUCAAAGGAAUCAGAUGUGACCAAGCGGCUCUUAUGAUGGAAGAAUUAAACCCGUAUACUAAAAUUAGCCCUGCUCUUGGAUCAGAGAGGCACUCAGUGGGAGCAAUCAUUGGAAUUAUUAUUCUCCUUCUAAUUAUUAUGGUCUUGCUGGCACUGUUUGUGUGGUAUCGACGGAAACAGAAGGAGAAGGGCCAUGACAUGCCAAGUGUAUCUUACACUCCAGCCAUGAGGAUGACUAAUACAGAUUACUCACUUUCUGAUCUAUCUCAAGGUAGCGGCAGUGUACAUUGCUUUUCCAACCCAAGCUACCACACUCUGUCAUGUGGUGUGACUUCACGCUGCUUUGCCAGUAAUCUGGAUGGAAACAGCUCCAGUAAGCUCAGUAACAAAACCCUUGACAGAGAAACCGCAGACUGGAGACCCUACAGCUAUCUGAAUGAAGUAGGUGCUUGUGGGAUGGAUAGACGUCAGAACACAUACAUAAUGGAAAAAAGCUUCAAAGAUUACAUGAAAGAGUCCGUGUGCAGCUCUAGCACUUGUUCCCUGAACAGCAGCGAAAACCCGUACGCCACCAUUAAAGACCCUCCCGUUUUAACGUGCAAACACUCCGAGAGCAGCUACGUGGAGAUGAAAUCCCCCGUCCGCAGGGAGUCCCCGUACUCGGAGAUGCCGGCUUCAUCCACUGCCAAUAAAAACAUCUAUGAAGUCGAGCCCACAGUCAGCGUGCUCCAAGACGCCCGUGGCCGGAGCGCCAGCUACCUCCAAAACCCAUACGACCUGCCCAGGAACAGCCACAUUCCCGGCCACUACGACCUCCUCCCCGUCCGGCACAGCCCGACACACGCGCCGUCCUGGGACAAGCAGUCCUAGAGGGACGAACUUCUCCAGCACACGGCUGCAAACUCCAAGGAAGCAAAGGAGAAGACCGUCCCCAUCUGCGCUGCAGGACGCAGAGGUGCCGUGGCAGCCUCCCGCGCGAGGACCUGGCAGAGCAGGGCGUCAGCCAGGGCCGACUGCUGCUGCAUGAUGCUAUUUAAAAAGACGUUUUUAUAUGGGUCACAGGAACUCCCGGGAACCUCCCGCUCGCGUGGCUGGAACACGUCCCCCAGCAAGGUGCUCACAGGCUUAUCCACGGCGUGUUCCUGCCCCAGCUUGGCUGUAAAAUAAAACAAAAACUUCCUGAGCAGGAGCACUUAGAGUACGGACGGGCAUCCCCACCACCUGCACCGCAAAACCGCUUGCUGUUAGGAACAAGAUGACUAGGAUUAUGCUGGACUACAUUUCACAUCUUUGUCAUGAAAAUGGACAUUUUUCUGAAAGAAAGCAGGGAAAUUUGCAAUUUCAUUCAGCUGCUUUGGGUGGAAACCUCCCGCACCGCCAUCGCCGUGUGCAUCCUGUGCAGACCGUGCUUGGUAAUUAGCUCUGAUACGUUCACAUUUAAGUACCAGGGUAUUUGAGUAGAGGAGUAUCACAUACACCCAUUCCAUGCCGUUUUGCAAUGUAACAUCUUCACAAACAUCCAGAGAUCUUUAAAGUCUGACAAUGAUUGAGUUUAACCAAUGAGUCUUAUGCCCAGCUUACCACAUUUUUUUUUAACAAUCUAUAAAAUACUUUGAUUGGUAUAGAUACACUUCAAUUUUCUUUAUACAGCUUCUCCUUUAUCAGAACAAAGCACCAGAUCUGUCAGGUGGUGCAAGCCAACCCAGCUGCAUUUCCUCCGCAGAGCUACGCAGGUGCACACAGACUAACGCUGGCUUGUUUUCCCCCCACAAUGCUGCGACACCUGGGCUCCUCCAGACCAGCUUUACAGACCUGCUCAUCAUGAUUCAGCUAACAGCACAGUUGUGAUACACCCUUUAAUUUUGUCUGCAUUACCAUGUAGUGCAACUUUAUCCAUUGAUGAUUCUACCUGAAACGUCAUUAAAUUAAGCUGAAACUGGGUUUGCUUUUUCAGCGGCUGUUUGUGGAGUAUUUAUCAAGAGGUUGGCCGACGGUAAAGCUUUGGACUAAGCCACCGUGAUUAUUUUUUGUAACCUUUAUUGACCUAGGAAGUAGAAUACUUGCUGUUAAGCAGUUCCUUGUAGAUUUUGAGCAUGAAGUAGUAUUGACUCUAAAUAUGUAAUUUUAUUAGGCAAACGUGGGAGUAGCAAGUUGAUUGCUUCUUAAAUAUAUAAAAAAAGAUUCUGUUGCACAUUCGCCAGUCUGAUGGAGCUCUAAGAGAACGCGACCGACAACAAUCAGUUUGGUUAAAGCAUGAUGCACCAGGCUCCCGCGCUGAGCUACGGGACCGGUAAGGGAAGCCCACGCGGCUCCUCGCAGCCGGCUUCGGGUCCGUUCUGCCCCUCGCUCUGGGGUCGAAGCGUCCCGGAGCCGCUCACAGCCCCGCAGCGGCCCAGGGAGCACCGCGGCAGCACCGUGACACGCUCGCGUCGGGACGCGGGGCCCAGGGGGCCGGCGCCGGCCCCGCUGUGCAAACACCGGGUCUCUGCAGGGAGGCGCUGAGCCGACCCCAGAAAUCCUCCCCCCAGGCUUAGAGCAGCAGGUUUUCAUGUUGCAGGAUAACGCGUAAGUAUUUACAUGGAUGCUGCAUGCCUGCACGCGCGCAUGGGGGCAAUGGCUGAUCAGCAAUAGUGAGUUUGUUUUCCAGGAAAGCCUUAUUUGAGAUGCAACUAGACAAUUAUUUUGCAGGGCCAGUAGGGAUACAUUUCACAUACACAUACGGAAAGACUUACCUCAAAAAUACCAAGAGAAAGGCAGUUUGCGACAAAAUACUAACGUUAGAGACCUACCUUGACAUCUAGCACAAGCAGUCUCCGCUGCCAGCCUGAGCGACGUUUGUGUGUGUGUUGCUGUGCUUUGAGAUGAGAUUCUGGAAAAGCAGAGAUGUGCUCAACUUUCUUUCAAAGCUGGAUUUUCACACCAAAUGGAAUGAUGUGCAUAGAGUUUAGCAGGAAAAAGAAACAAAAAAAAGAAAGGCAAAGCAAGUACAUUCUUGUAUAUUAGCAUUAGUUUAGAAAAUAGGCACCAAAAUGGCAAUACUUUUUUAAGGCAAGACAGAUUUGUAAUAUAUUUGUUCACUGUGCAAAGGUAUGCUGCCUUGUACGAAAUAAACUGGAUUUCUCUCA
Molecule: messenger RNA, 6449 nt
Organism: Dromaius novaehollandiae (emu)
Lineage: Eukaryota; Metazoa; Chordata; Aves; Casuariiformes; Dromaiidae
Gene: MEGF11
Product: multiple EGF like domains 11
Exons: 27
Coding region: 859-4194 (1111 amino acids)
Molecular function (GO): protein binding
Source: RefSeq, a predicted model, not a curated record